Arctia plantaginis is the source of this 900-nucleotide messenger RNA. The record is from the annotation of a GenBank genome assembly. Lineage: Eukaryota; Metazoa; Arthropoda; Insecta; Lepidoptera; Erebidae.
AUGGAUGAGGACGAUGUUCAACAGUUCUCGUUGCGGUGGCACAACCAUCAGAACAGCGUGAUUGGAGCUUUAGGACGGAUGUUCAGCACAGGAACCCUCACGGACGUGACUCUCAGCGCCAGCGGCACUACAGUGAAGGCACAUAGGCUGGUCCUAGCAUCGUGUAGCCAGUACUUCGCUCAACUGUUCAAGGAAGUAGAAGCUGAAAACAACACACUGGUGGUGGUCCUGGGCUGUGAUGCUGCAGAACUUAAACUUCUCCUCACAUUCAUGUACACUGGAGAAGUGACGGCUUCUAAGAAAGUCCUGCCCUCAUUGCUGAGACUUGCACAGACUCUCAAAGUGUCUGGACUUACAGACGCGGAUACGAACUCUACUCUAACUCCCACUGAAUCAGAACUUCCUCAAGACGAAUUAAACUCCCCCGUUAAUCUGGAAAUAAAGAAUGACAUCCAGCAACCUCAACUAAUAAAUGAAAACUCGAAUUCUGACUCUAAAUUGAUCUGCGACGAUUAUCUGUCACCGACAAACGAGAAGGAAGUGAACUUUGUUAACGAUUAUAUGAUGAGAAGCGAGAAAGACAGACUGAGCAAGUUGGAUCAGAUCGUCCAGAAUUUAUACAGUACCCACAAAAUCGGAACUCCGGUCGCAACUAUGGCGGCUGGUGAAUCACCGGAGCAGUACGAUAGAAAAUGGCGUAUAAACAGCUCUGUAUGUACAAUAUGCAACAAGCGUUUGAGCAACCAGUACAAUUUGAGGGUUCAUAUGGAGACACAUGCAGGGCGAAGGCACGCUUGCCGUGCCUGUUCGCACGUAUCAAGAUCAAGAGAUGCUCUAAGAAAACAUGUGGCUUACAGACACGCGCCACAGCAGCAUAGACAAGGGAGAGGCGAUAUGUGA